CGAAGUUUCUUUACGGAGCUCCCAUCCAAUAAUUAUUGCAUUUUUUUUCUCUCACUUAAAACUUUUUUACUGCCGAGGGCACAUUUAACGUUCAUGUUUUUUUGUUAAAAUCUAUUUUAGUGUUUAUGGGAAAGAUUGCUUUAAUUUUCGAGUAGCUUGUUUAGUUGCAAUGUGAUAAUGUCUUUAAAAAAGUGGAAAGGGAAAUUUUUGAAGAAACUGGAUACACUUAUGUGUCUCAAAGAAAAAAUGGCACGCCUACGCAUAAAGGCAGUUCUGGAGAAUAAAAGCUCUAAAGAAAUGAACAAUGUUGAAGACUACAUUGAAAUUCUGGAACUAAUUCGAGAAAGCAACGUAGAUGCAACGAGUUUCAUAUCUAGAUACAAUACGUGGUCUAGCAACUUUCAUAUUACUUUAGAAAAUACCAAUUCAGCUAAAGAAAAUAGUCUGAAGUCAGUACACCCAUCAUACUUUAUGCGCUUCCUAGCUACAGCUUUCUUUACUUUAUGCCUUUUAGAAAGUGUCCGGUGCAAAAAUCAAAUCUGCUUUGACACUGCUUUGACGUUUUGUAUUAUUUUACUUAUCAUGAACUUUAUUUCAUCCUUCAUAUUAUAUUUUUCUGCGUCACCCAACCAGUUGGUUAAAACUAUGAUUCUUUUUUCAAAUGCUAUGAAGACAAUGUUUAGUGACUUUAAAUUCAGAUUAAAUCGUGCUGGAAGAAAAUUCGAUUUCUCACCCCGCCCAAGUGCUCUCUUCAUUGUAAGCAACUUCCUAACACCUCUUUCAUUACUACAUUGGAUUCUUACUCCUUUGUCCAGCUUGAGUGAAUGGUACUUAUUACAUGGUAGCUUAUUUUCUGCUAGCAUAUCAAUAAUUUUUUAUGUUCUAGAUUAUGAAACUGCACCAGAAAGAACUCAGAUAGAAAUAACUGCGUGUUCAUUAUUACUGCUGCUUGCUUUAUUGCAGGACAGGAAAGUUCAGAAUAUUCUUACAGAGAUUAAAUUACAAGUAACAUUUCUAGAAUCGGAAUGCAUGGAUUUUUUGCUAUGGUUUGAAGAGAAGUGUUCUUUAAAGCGGCUCCUGGAGGAAUCGGGAUUUUAUAAAGCAGAAAUGCUGGAAUUAUUUAACCAUGAAACAGAACGUAGAUCUGUUCUGGAAAAACCUCUCCUGAGCUUCGUCACAUUUUUUGUAGCUGCCGAAAGCUGCUUCCCCGCACAUCUGCAUUUUUCGAAUUUAAGUAAUGUUGUGAGUUUCAUUUUAUACGGCACAUGUAAUCCAAAUGUGAAUUCUUUUAUAAAUAUUGUGUCCGUGUCGAAUAAAGGUGCAUCAGACUCUAAAACUCCAAAGAUACAUUCUCUGGAUUCUUCGAAUGUGCCACAACAAGAAACUUUCCUUGAAGCAAAUGUCCCACAGGAAUGUUCAUUGUUUCAAGUUCCCUUAGAUACACACGAAAAACCUGAUCAGAAAAAUGGUAAUGAAAUGUUUUCUACAUUUGUCACAUCUUCACCUGAGGUUUCUCUUGACGAUGAACUUUCUUCCACAGAUGUUAAGAACCAGUUUUCUUGUAGUAGUAAAAAUGAGAUUUUGAAUGAUGAAUCAGGAAUCGAUGAAUCUGAAGACUACAGAAAAAUCCCACCAGUUCAAGGAAACCAGAGUUUCACAAAUAAUGUAAAUUUAUUAAAUUCUGGUAUUACAUUUCCGACAAAUAAUGAAUGUGAGAAAUGUGUGUUUCCAAAAGCUGAUAUUUUCCCUUGUACUUCAGCAUCGAACCAAGAUGACAAGGAAUGCAAAAAAUAUGAAGAGAAUGUAUUGCUUUCAAAUCUAAAUUCUAGUUUUUCGUUUCUUCAGGAAGAAACCCUUGGUAUUUUAAACACGAAAAAUGGUGGAAUUUCUUCCCAAUCUAAUGCCGGCGGGAGAAUAGAAAUUGACGAAUCACUGAAAGAUGAACAAACCUGUCAACCGUUUGUGAAAGAAAUAACGCGCGAUACACAACCUUUACCUUCUCAUUCAGCCGCAAAUCAUGAAGACUCUACUGACUUGGGAGAUCUUCAGAUUUCUCAGUGUAAAAAUCAGGCAGAAAUCAAAAAAGAUUCAGCUACGAAAUAUAGAUCCGAAGUUCCUGUUGCGCCAGAUUACAAACUGCAGGGUCAGAAUGCUUCGCAGCCUGAAGAUAUGCCUGGAAAUGCAUCAAUUGUUUCUGAAAAAAUUCAAGCCAAUGAUUCUUUCUUGCUCAGUUGUUCAGCGCUUUCUCAGCAGUCAGAAGAGGAUAUAAAAAAUUCUGAUUUAGUAAAUGGCGGAAGCCAGGUAUUUACAGUGCGAAAUGGAAAUCAAUCCUAUAUCGUCAGUGAUGAACCAAUUACCAAUGAAAAUGGGCAAAAUAUAGAGACUGGAGCAUUAAAUCAUAAUGAACAUUUGCAAAAUGAGGAAACUUCUGAACUUCAAAUACAACAUUUUGCAGUUCCGCAUGAAUCAGAAGAGUAUAUAAACCAUUCAGGCGCAGUAUGUGAGGGAGAAGAGUUUAUUGUAGAAAAGCUUCAAUAUCAACUUGAUAUCUUAAAAGAUGUAUUGGAAUCAAUAAACGGUAUUGUAGAUAGCAUUAUAGAAAUGCAGGAAUUUACAUGGAACGACGAUACUUUUGAAUCUAAGAUGAAACAGUCUGCGCUUUUUCGAGUUGUUGAGACAGAAAAAUAUUCAAAUAUUUCUGAAGGAGGAAAUGACUAUAGAAGUUAUUUGGGCACUAUGAAUGGAAUAUUACAAAAAUCACACACAUCAAUCAAUGAAUCGGUGAAACACAUCAUCAGUGAAACUCCAGACAGACCGAAAGUCGAAGAUUUCAGUCCUGAUGAAUGUUUGCAAAGUGAUGAAGCUUCAAAAUUGGGAACAAGUAAGGCAGGACGCAGGCAGUAUCCUAUAAAAUCCGUAACACAAGCUGAGUGCGAAGAGACAAGAGAAUUUGAAAGUAUUUCUGCGAAUGUUACACCUAAUGAUGGAAUUAAGCAAGAACUGAACUGUGAUAACGAUCUAAAAAUGAAAAUUUCGGAUAAUAAAGAAAUUCUUAAUAUCACCUUGAACAAUGAAAGUGCUCAUCUCAAAUAUAAUGGAAGAACGUGUGAUUCAGAAAUAAAGAUGAAGGAUUCAUGUCAUCUGAAACAUGAGAGUAGCACUUCAGAUGUGCUGGCAUUUGAUGCAGUAAAUGGAGAUAUAAUGCGUAACAUUGAAAUAGAUGGUAAGAAAGCUUUGGAGGACGGUUCAACUACAACGUUCUCAUCAGAUAAUGAGGUUGAUGCACCGUCAGAAAAGAAAACUUCAGACAGAUUUACUUCAGAUGAAAACACCAUUGACAAUAUUAAUCCAAAAAUAACAGAGAAUCUUGUGUCUUCGACGGUAAAACUAUGUCCAGACGAUCAAGUAAAUCAUGAAAUUAGAAACCAAUCCACUAUCUCAGAAAAUAAGGCUGAAUUCGACUGCCUAGUGAACGGAAUGGAAACGCCCGAUUUUGAUGAGAGCAAACUCAAUCAGAAUGAGCAGAGUUCAAAAGGGCAAGUUAUACAAAACUGCGUUAGUGAAGAUCAAACCUCAGUCCCUGUUGCGGAAGUUGAAAAUCAAAUGAAUGUUUUAUCCAAAUCUGCGUCUGAUUUUAAUCAAGAAACCUCGUAUAAAAGUGCAAACUCCUUUCAUAAACAAGCCAAUAGUGGUGAAUCUGUUCAAUGUAAUGAAUCUUCAUUCUCAGAUUUUAAUAAUCAAAAUGAAAAUAAUAGCAGCAGACAAAUGCGAUGUAUUAUGAAAAACUUUUUUGAUAAUUUACAUACAGCAAGUAAAGAGACGGAAGUUAAUGUGAAACAUAGUCACGCUUUAAAUUCGGAACUGUGUUCUUAUUAUGCACUGAUAGAUGAAUUUAUGAAACGUAAUCAGAAACCUGAUAUAUCUAGAAAUACAAAAACAUAUAUAAAUAGUGGUAAUAGUAAGAAUGUACAUACCCAGGAAAUUUCAAACAAAAAAGAACACAAAGGAAUGGAUUUGCGGCAGAUUCGCCGUCCAUUCGUUUUCGGAAAUUAUGUCAUUGAGCAAAAUACAGAUGGAGUUUUGAAACUCGAUCAGAAAUAUAAUGCAUCUGUAAAUUCGUCAAUAUAUGUAAACAAUAAUUACAAUGGAGCUGAGCAUAAAGGAGGAAUUUCAAAUAGAAAUGAAAGUGACAGAAAUGGUUUGCAACAUAUGUUUCGUCAUUUCAAUUUCGAACAGGAGGAUGAACAGGGAAACAGACAUCGAACUGCUCCAAUUGCAGCAGUGGUUGCAACUAGUACUAAUAAUCAUGGGAAUGAACUUAAAACGGAAAUUUCCAAUAAAAAUGUUGAAAAUAAUUUACUAAAAACUCGUCCUCCUUUCGUUUCUGGACAACAGUUUAAAGAGAAAAAAACAGAUGAAAUUGCAACAAAUCCAGCAGUGCACGUAAGUAAUAGUAACGAUGAGGAAAGGAAUAAGCAGGAAAUUUCGAAUAAAGAUGAAAAUGACGGAGUUAUUUUGCAACAGAUUCGUCCUUUCAUUUUUGGGCAAGAAGCCAGAGCGAGAAAAACAGAUGCAUUUCUGAAACAUAAUCAGAAAUAUAACAGGUCUACAAAUACAGCACUAUAUCUAAACAGUACUAAUAAUGCAGAUGAGAAACAACAGGAAAUUUCGCAUAAAAAGGAAAAUGUCAAAGUUGCAAAUGUUUCGCUUCAGACAGGAAAUAAGUGUGAUAGCCCUACUGAAGCUACGAAAAAAGUAUCUAAGUGCAGGAAAAAACUGAAAGCUAAGAGAUAUUACAAAAAUGAAUCUAUUUCUAAAAGUGAAGGAAAUUUUAAUUUUGGAAUGACAGAUUGCCCAUUACUUGAAGACAGUGGCCGAAAUGAUGAAAAACUUUCGGUUCCUCAUUGUUCCAUGACAGCCAGUUUAACGGAAGAGAAAUCUGACCAUUUACUUCCCAGAAAGUUUAAUGAAACAUGUCAAAAUACAUCUCAAGAACCUGAUAGUCGUUCCGAUAUAAGUGACCGUAAUGCCGUUUUCGAAUUGAAGAAAACCGAACUUCAAGUCGAAAGCGAAAAAAGAGAUACUGAAAUACAGUCCAGUCGAAAAUCAAGUCCAAAGAAACGAUGUCGAAAUUACUAUAAUUCAGCGACAGAAGAUGAUGAAAAAGAUGGCGACAAAGUAGAGAAUAAACAGGUGCCACCAGUACCACUGAAAGAAACACGUUUGGAAAGGACUUUAAUACUGGUAAGAAAUAUUUUAAAUGCUUCAAAAACAAGAAAGUGUACCGUCUUUCAACAUAAAGUUUACACUCCUAUAAAGGACUGUUUGCUGAAUAAUCGAAUAACGAAGAAUAGUUUAAUACGAGAGUUUAACAGAAACGAAAAUUGUAACGUAUUUUUAAGAAAAAAUACCGAUCAGAAGAUAAUUGAAAGCGUAGAAAACGUGCCAUUUUGCGUCAAAAACAGCGAGUCGUCAGAACAAGUGAGUGAUAAAGACUUCGCGAAUCAAACAUCAUCUGAAAAUGCAGAAUGUCCAACCGUUUCCAGAAGGCAAGGAAAUAGACGGAAAAAUAAAAAGCUCCCUAUUGUCUGCAAAAGUGUGGAAGAUACAUCAGUUACGUUAAAGAAUGAACAGGUUUUGCAUUCAACUAAUCCUAAAAUUUCAACUGAAAAGGAGCCACAAUGUUCUUUAGUGUUUUACAGCUCAGAACGAGUAGAUGAAUUCUCAUCUUCUUCCUCUCUGCCUGCAGGAUCGAGCGAAGAUGAAAAUUUCCGCUUUCAUCAAAGCACGAGUAUCUGUUCUGAAACUUCGGAGGGCACAUCGGCUGAUAUUCAGAUUGAAACCUCGGAUGCUAACUACGAGUCAUAUUCGUAUGAUUUACUUGAUGCGGGUGUUUCCAGAACACCUAGCCUGGAUCAGACAUAUAUAACUGAAACUGGCAAUGUGUGUAACUCACCGAAAAAUGCACCAAUCUGUGUAUCGUGUAACUCUCUUUUAAACCCAUCGAGGUCAUCUGUAGGUGCUUUCCAGUCUGUAAAUCUUACACAUAUCACUGCAUCCGAAAACGAACCAAAGUGCAAAACUCGGGGUGGCCAUAUGGCUUGGAACAAUGAACUCUGCGACAGUGCAGAUAGUAAUCUUGCUUCGGAAAGCACAUAUCCCGGAGAAAAUGAAAUGACAUCUUCUCAAAGUAGACAAAACCUUCAAAGCGAUGAGAAUCCUCUUCGAUAUCAAUUGAAACAUGACAGUAUCAGCUUAGAAUUUUUAGAUGAGCUAAGCGAAGUCACUCUUCGAAUAGUCAGUGAAAAUGAUUCGGAAUGUGUCGACGUGAAAAAUUUAUUAGAAAACUCGAAAAGAAAAUUAAAAUUUAAUUCCACUGAAAAUGCUGGAGAACUUUUAAUACCUGGAAAGAAAUCAGGGCAUAAAGAAACUGCAUUUGUUGAUUAUAGCUGUUUGCCUUUUGAAAUUAAUAAUGAACAUAUAUCGAUAUGUGUCGAUGCUGUUGGAGAAGGGCAGCCGAAGAUGUCUUACAAUUCUUCUAGUACUUGUCAUUCUAGUUCCGGUUUGAGUACCAUUUCUGAUGGUACUGAUACUGUGCUUGACAGCAAUUUUGGUGAAAAUGCUAAACUUUCUGCCGCUGGAAUUGGUGAAAGUAAAAAUGAAUUAAAGCAAAAAGACAACGAGUCUAACCACAAUCAGUGUCUUGAAUGUGUGGAACCACAGUGCCAGAUCAAUGGCACUUCAAGUGCUCCUGAUGAGAGUUGUGAUUCAUGUCUUCUACCUGAGUCUCCGAUUAUGAGUCAUCUACAUACAUCGACGGAAAGUCAACACCAAUCAGAUAAAAAUGGGAAAACGCAACAGGAGAUUACCGAUACUGAGAAAAUAAACGGCGAAGAAACGUCCUGGAAGAAUAGUAACAAUUCAAUGAAAGAUGUGCUUCAGGAAACUAUGAUUGUAAUUGCUGAAAGUUAUCAGAAGCCAAUGGAUAAAGAGCAAGAACAGUGUGAGAAUGAACUUUUACCAUCCGUAGUGGACAGCAGAAAGUGCGACCUCAAUUCUCAUGAAAACAAAAGUGUUUCUAAAGCUGAUAUUCAGAACAUUAGUGAGGAAAAUAAAAUUCAGACCGAGGCUCUUCAAGACAUGAACCAAAGCAUUGAAAACGUAAGUGAAGACAACAUGCUAUGCAAAUCAUCCGAAAACCACCAGCAUCCUGCUGGCCUAAAUGCACCUUUUGCGAGUGCUUCAGCAGACUUUGAACCAUCAUCUAUUUCCUCCCUGUGUUCUUCAGAUUUGACUAAUAGAAAUCUAUGCCUAGAAUCUGAAAAGUUAAAAUUCAACUUUACGCCUAAACCUGAUUCUGGAAUGCUUGAAAUGAAAUAUCGCCAUGCACCUGGUAUCACCACUUUGAUAUUCAAAAGCGAAAAAGAAAAACUUUAUCUGAAAAUUAAAGAUCCGAUACUGCCCUAAACUGUUUUUUUUUAUAAAGAAACAUGUUUUUACAGAAAAUAUCUUAGUGAAAAUUUAAAUUACUUUAGAGUAAUUUAAAAAGAAAGCAAUGUAAGGAAAAAUAAACGAUUAUCUAUAUUAUGAAACUUAAGCCAUAAAAAAUGUGUCAUAAAAUAUGCUGAAACAGACUUUUUUUAUAAAUGUAAAAGUAAUCGUACGAGUACGUUGGACGUCGUCAAGUUUCCUAUGAAGUAUAUCUUAUUUCACCUUAAUAACAAAUAAGUAAUGUUAUUUUUUUAUCAUAUAGAACUAAAUAAAUGUGUAGUGAAUUUCAGUUUUUAAA
Stegodyphus dumicola is the source of this 7789-nucleotide messenger RNA. RefSeq lists its product as uncharacterized. NCBI's taxonomy places the organism in Eukaryota, Metazoa, Arthropoda, Arachnida, Araneae, Eresidae. The record is from RefSeq and is a predicted model, not a curated record.